AUGCCUCUGCGGCUCGCCCUGCCCCCUGCCCGAGUGGGGCUCCGGUCUCACCCGGCCGUCACCCGGGCGGCGGAGGGCUUGCUGCUCUGUGCCCUGACGCCCUGCUCUGCGAUUCUGAUUCAGCCCCUCUGUGCCAUUGUAACCAGCUGCCCCCAGGGGACCAUAAACACAGAUGCCGACCCCGAAUGCGCUGUGCCUCCCCCCGCCAAGAGCAGCCUUGCCUGUCUGUGCAUAAGUAAAAUCGACAGUGGCUUUAUCAUCCGACAGCUCUGA
Rangifer tarandus platyrhynchus (Svalbard reindeer) is the source of this 273-nucleotide messenger RNA. NCBI's taxonomy places the organism in Eukaryota, Metazoa, Chordata, Mammalia, Artiodactyla, Cervidae. The record is from the annotation of a GenBank genome assembly.